AUGGACAAAGGCAAAGAAAAGGAAUUUAUCAUUGAUUUGAACGAUGAAGACUUUGAUUACCAAUAUGAUAGCAUUGUUAAAACUGAGUCUGAUGAAGAGGCCAUUCUAGUUUCGGACAAUAUUUUUAAUGAUUUAACUGUUGAAGAUAUAUGGAAGAUGGAGUUUAGCUCAGUAGAUGAGGCAGAAGAAUUUUAUAAUUUAUUUGCUAAAGUUACCGGAUUCAGUGUUAGAAAGGAUGAUGUAAAACGAGAUAAAAAUCAAAAUAUAGUAUCUCGUAAGUGGGUUUGUUCGAAAGAAGGAUAUCGACAUAGAGUGUGUUUAGAGAAUGAAAAUCGAAAACGAGAACCUAAGGCAGUAACUCAAGUUGGUUGUGAGGCAACAUUUCGGAUUGGGUUUAACAAACAAAUGAACAAGUGGGUUGUGAAAGAGUUUAUGGUUGAUCAUAAUCAUCCUUUGGUGGAACAAAAAAAUGUCCAAUUCCUUCGAUCCCAUAGGGUCAUUAAAAAUGCAAACAAAGCUCAAUUGAAUGCAAUGCGAGGUGUUGGCAUAGGAACUAGCCAAAUUAUGGAUUACAUGGUGCAACAAUCAGGUGGAUAUAACAAUGUUGGCUUCACAAAAAAAGAUCUAUAUAACCAUGUUGAUGCUGAUCGUAGAGUUCAUCUAAGAGAUGGUGAUGCAGAGGGUGCUUUGGCUUAUUUGUGUGGAAAGUCUGAAAUGGAUCCAUCAUUUUAUUACAAGUACAAUGUUGAUGAAGACAACCAUCUAGCAAACCUGUUUUGGGCAGAUUCUACUAGUAAAUUGGAUUACAGUUGUUUUGGAGAUGUAUUAGCAUUUGAUACAACUUAUCGGACUAAUGCUUAUAAAAAACCGUUGGUCAUAUUAGUUGGCAUUAACCAUCACCAUCAAACUAUAGUGUUUGGAUCUGCAUUAUUGGUAGAUGAGAGUGUUAGCACUUAUACUUGGGUCUUGGAGACUUUUUUGGACGCAAUGAAUAACAAGAAGCCUCUUUCUGUUAUUACUGAUGGGGAUAAAGCAAUGCGUAAAGCCAUCAAGAGGAUAUUUCCAGACUCUUGUCAUCGAUUAUGUGCUUGA
Vitis vinifera (wine grape) is the source of this 1092-nucleotide messenger RNA. Its product is annotated as protein FAR1-RELATED SEQUENCE 5-like. The record is from RefSeq and is a predicted model, not a curated record. Bases 1 to 1092 code for a protein of 363 amino acids. Lineage: Eukaryota; Viridiplantae; Streptophyta; Magnoliopsida; Vitales; Vitaceae. The transcript has a single exon.